Molecule: messenger RNA, 1149 nt
Organism: Neomonachus schauinslandi (Hawaiian monk seal)
Lineage: Eukaryota; Metazoa; Chordata; Mammalia; Carnivora; Phocidae
Gene: RAD51C
Product: RAD51 paralog C
Exons: 9
Coding region: 34-1149 (371 amino acids)
Biological process (GO): reciprocal meiotic recombination; DNA repair; meiotic DNA recombinase assembly
Cellular component (GO): Rad51B-Rad51C-Rad51D-XRCC2 complex; Rad51C-XRCC3 complex; replication fork
Molecular function (GO): crossover junction DNA endonuclease activity; ATP binding; four-way junction DNA binding
Source: RefSeq, a predicted model, not a curated record
UGUAGCUACUCUGCGUAGGUGUCUGGUUUUGAAAUGCAGCGGGACUUAGUGAGUUUCCCGCUGUCCCCAGCGGUGCGGGUGAAGCUGGUGUCUGCAGGUUUCCAGACAGCUGAGGAACUCCUAGAGAUGAAACCGUCCGAGCUCAGCAAAGAAGUUGGGAUAUCUAAAGAGGAAGCCUUGGAAACUCUGCAAAUUAUAAGAAGAGAAUGUCUCACAAGUAAAUCAAGAUAUGCUGCUACAGCUGAGUCAGGCAAGAAGUGUACAGCACUGGAACUUCUUGAGCAGGAGCAUACCCAGAGCUUCAUAAUUACCUUCUGUUCAGCACUAGAUAAUAUUCUUGGGGGUGGAAUACCCUUAACUAAAACAACAGAAAUUUGUGGUGUACCGGGUAUUGGAAAAACACAAUUAUGUAUGCAGUUGGCAGUAGAUGUGCAGAUACCAGAAUGUUUUGGAGGAGUGGAAGGUGAAGCAGUUUUUAUUGAUACUGAAGGAAGUUUUAUGGUUGAUAGAGUAGUAGACCUUGCUACUGCGUGCAUUCAGCACCUUCACCUUAUAGCAGGAACACAUAUGGGAGAGGAGCACCCAAAAGCUUUGGAGGAUUUCACUCUUGAAAAUAUUCUUUCCCAUAUUUACUAUUUUCGUUGUCGUGACUACACAGAGCUGUUGGCACAAGUUUAUCUCCUUCCAGACUUCCUUUCAGAACACUCAAAGGUUCGAUUAGUGAUAGUGGAUGGUAUUGCUUUUCCUUUUCGUCAUGACCUAGAUGACCUGUCCCUUCGUACUCGAUUACUAAAUGGCCUAGCCCAGCAAAUGAUCAGCCUUGCAAAUAGCCACAGAUUAGCUGUACUUUUAACUAAUCAGAUGACAACAAAGAUUGAUAGAAAUCGGGCCUUGCUGGUUCCUGCGUUGGGGGAGAGUUGGGGACAUGCUGCUACAAUACGGCUAAUCUUUCAUUGGGACCAAAAGCAAAGGUUGGCAACAUUGUACAAAUCACCAAGCCAGAAGGAAUCUACAGUACUGUUUCAAAUCACACCUCAGGGAUUUAGAGAUGCUGUUGUUGCUACUGCAUCUUCUUUGCAAACAGAAGGUUCGUUGAAUUCCCGGAAACGGUCACGAGAAUCAGAGGAAGAACAGGAGUCCAAAGACUAG